Ixodes scapularis (black-legged tick) is the source of this 585-nucleotide messenger RNA. RefSeq lists its product as uncharacterized. Gene Ontology annotation, molecular function: nucleic acid binding; zinc ion binding. The record is from RefSeq and is a predicted model, not a curated record. NCBI's taxonomy places the organism in Eukaryota, Metazoa, Arthropoda, Arachnida, Ixodida, Ixodidae. The annotation marks the transcript as partial. The transcript has a single exon.
AAAACGAGGACCGCUCUCAUUACUCUGAAGGCAGGCGUUACUGUCGAGGACCUUCCGCGCCAGGUGCGAAUGGCUGGGGGGAUGACACUUGUGGUGGCGCCAGGCCGCGCGCCUCUCUGCAUCAGGUGCCAUCGCACUGGCCAUAUUUGUCGAGAGUGCCGGGUACCCCGCUGCAACCAGUGCCGCCGGUUUGGCCAUGAGACUGACCGGUGCGUGCGGACAUACGCGGCUGUCGCUGAGCCCGUGAGAGAAGAAGAAACAUCAAAGUUUCUCAUGGACAAACUGUACGCCAGGGAAGCGGAGGCCACUAGGGAAGAAGUCCCUGGAACGGCGCCAGAAGUGACUACAGAUGUUAAAGAAGGGGCCUCCGGUGAAGUCCACCAGAGACUACCUGAAAUUGUGAACUUAACCUUUGGUGCACCCGGCGGUGAUGACAGCGAGGGCACUGAAGCCGUCGAGUUCGAGAAAUUACCGAUCUGCACAGACACCGAGGAAAAUGCGGACAUCCCAAUGGCCAACGCUGGCGCCCAGGCACCUAAAAGGUCAAGGGAAACCGAGCAUGUCGCGGAAGGCGCCCCCAAAUAG